Molecule: messenger RNA, 1947 nt
Organism: Leptopilina heterotoma
Lineage: Eukaryota; Metazoa; Arthropoda; Insecta; Hymenoptera; Figitidae
Product: ubiquitin-conjugating enzyme E2 N
Exons: 3
Coding region: 255-710 (151 amino acids)
Source: RefSeq, a predicted model, not a curated record
CUGGCUGAGGAAUAAAAUAGAACUUUAACAUCAGAUUUUACACACAUUUGCGUGUGGGAAUUGAAUUAAUAAGACCAAUUUCAAGGUAUUUUUGGAAAUUUCUUACCGGCCAUUCAGCCGUGUGUGACAGAUAUUAUAAGUGAAUCGGUGACUAAAGUGAUUUUUACUGCGAUUUAAGAAAUACGAGUUGAAGGGGCACCGGAGACGAACUUUCGGGGUGACGCGGGCAGAUUUUCUCAAAAAACUUAAUAAAAAUGGCUGGAUUGCCGCGAAGGAUUAUUAAAGAAACACAAAGACUCAUGCAAGAGCCAGUGCCUGGAAUUAGUGCUGUACCAGAUGAGACCAACGCUAGAUAUUUUCAUGUAAUUGUCACGGGGCCUGAAGAUUCACCUUUCGAGGGAGGAUUAUUUAAACUCGAGUUAUUCUUACCAGAAGACUACCCAAUGUCCGCACCAAAAGUUAGAUUUAUAACAAAAAUUUAUCAUCCAAAUAUCGACAGGCUGGGUAGAAUCUGUUUAGACAUUUUGAAAGACAAAUGGAGUCCAGCUCUUCAAAUUAGGACAGUACUUCUAUCGAUACAAGCGUUGUUGAGCGCACCAAAUCCUGAUGAUCCAUUAGCUAAUGACGUAGCUGAAUUGUGGAAAAUAAACGAAAGCGAAGCGAUACGUAAUGCCAAAGAAUGGACUCGUAGAUACGCCAUGGAAAACUGAUCUCAGUAUCAAAAGAUUAACUAUCGCGCGACAAAAUGUCAUCAUAAUUUUUUCUACUGUCAAAUAAUCUACGCCAGUUGCACCCAUGUCCACAGUUUUUCCAUCAAAUGAAGAAAACAAAAAAAAAAAAAAAAAAGAAAAACAAUGUAAGAAACGAAGUUGUAACAUCAGACCUGCUGGGACUGUAUUUUCUAUAUAAUAUUAUCAAAAGCGAAGACGUUUCUAAUUCAAUCGUAUAAAAUUAUAUAUACGAUUGCGCAAGACUUACAAGAAUAUAUUUUCAAUAGUGGUGAAAAAGAAAACACGGGGAAAAAAAAACAAGGCCGAUGAUUUGAAACAUUUAGAAAAGAAAUAAUGAUAAUAAUAAUAAUAAUAAUCAUCAUAUAAUUAUUAUCAUUAUUAAAAAAUAAUACCUCUAAGCUCGAGCUCGUAUCAUCCUUUUUGCUGUUACACUACGAAUAUUCCGCUUGCCGGCGUUCUUCUGACAUUAGGAUAUAAAAUUGUACAUAAUUUAUUUUUCGGUAAUUCAAGCACUAUUCUAUAUUAUAAUUUUAGAAUUUGGUAGAAUAAUACACUCAAUUAUCGAAAAAUCAGGUACAGCUAAACAGUCUUUUAUCUUUUAUGAGAGGAAACAAAUAUGAAAAUACAUUGAAAAACGUGUAAAUCAUAUUAUACAUUCACAAUUUAACUGCAUUUAUUAAUUUUCACUUCCAAUUUUUAUCAUUAUUAUUAAUCACGCCGCUUAAGAAAGAAAACAAAAUCUUGAGCAUGAGACGUCGAACAAGUUGAUAAUUUAUUAAAUGUAGGAAUUUUAUUCUUAAUCACGAUUAUUAAUCAUUAAGUUGAAAACUGUAUUAUCAAAUUUACACGAAACCAGAGAUUUUUCAAAAAAAAGAAAAACUGUUUCGUUAAAGGACAGUUUUAAAUAAUUUUUUUUUUUGUUGAAUGGAAUGCUGGACGUAAUUCCAAUUUAAAAUGAGAAAAAUCGAAUACAUGUACAUUUAAUAAAAUAAUAAUUUUAAAAAAGUAUUAAAUAUGAAUUGUUUAGCUGUGGGGAUGUGUAAUUAAGUUUUUGAAAUGUUUGGAGCGACCUAAAAGGCUUUCUGUCUACAUUUAAUCACCUUGUGCCUUUCCCAAGCAAGAUCGGAAUUUCAGAAAGUAGCUGCGCUUCACAUCAGGGAAAGACAAAGGUAAACAUAAAAAAAAGUAAAUAAAUAAAAAUGCACUUAAAUUUAAA